This is a messenger RNA of Chrysochloris asiatica (Cape golden mole), 809 nucleotides long. It is a transcript of the gene PLPP5, whose product is annotated as phosphatidic acid phosphatase type 2 domain containing 1B. Gene Ontology annotation, molecular function: phosphatidate phosphatase activity. The transcript is spliced from 7 exons. NCBI's taxonomy places the organism in Eukaryota, Metazoa, Chordata, Mammalia, Afrosoricida, Chrysochloridae. Gene Ontology annotation, biological process: phospholipid metabolic process. The record is from RefSeq and is a predicted model, not a curated record. Bases 1 to 801 code for a protein of 266 amino acids.
AUGGGGAAGGCAGCGGGAGCGGUGGCCGCUUUGGGGGCCGAAGUGGGUGUGAGGAUCGUACUGUUCGCGACUUUCAUGUUCACAGAGGUGCUUGCUCCCUUCCAAAGGCUUAUCCAGCCAGAAGAGAUGUGGCUUUACCGGAAUCCUUACGUGGAAAUAGAUUAUUUCCCAACCAAGCUGAUGUUUGUCAUUGCAUUUCUUGCUCCUCUGUCACUGAUCCUCUUGGUCAAAUGUCUCAAGAAGGCAGACACAACAGACAGCAAACAAGCCUGCCUGGCUGCCAGCCUUUCCCUGGCUCUGAAUGGCGUCUUUACCAACACAAUAAAACUGAUAGUGGGGAGGCCACGCCCAGAUUUCUUCUACCGCUGCUUCCCUGAUGGGCAAGCCCUUUCGGACCUGAUGUGCACAGGGGACAAGGACGUGGUGAAUGAGGGCCGCAAGAGCUUUCCUAGUGGACAUUCUUCCUUUGCAUUUGCUGGCCUGGCCUUUGCGUCCUUCUACCUGGCAGGGAAGUUACACUGCUUCACACCACAAGGCCGUGGGAAAUCCUGGAGGUUCUGUGCCUUUUUGUCACCGCUCCUUUUUGCAGCUGUGAUUGCACUCUCCCGCACUUGUGACUACAAGCAUCACUGGCAAGAUGUCCUAGUAGGAUCCGUGAUUGGCCUGACUUUUGCCUAUGUCUGCUAUAGGCAAUAUUAUCCUCCACUGACGGACGCAGAAUGCCACAAACCAUUUCAGGACAAACAUGCACUUCCCACUGUACAGAAGAAACCUGGCGAUUCCUAUCAUUUUGACAUUUAGAAAUUGGA